AUGCCGAGCAGCUCGGAAACGGCCCUGGGCGGCGGCGGGGCCGGGGCCGGGCUGAGCUGGGCCGAGAAGAAGCUGGAGGAGCGCCGCAAGCGCCGGCGCUUCCUGUCCCCGCAGCAGCCGCCGCUGCUCCUGCCGCUCCUGCAGCCGCAGCUCCUGCAGCCGCCGCCGCCGCCUCCGCAGCCGCCCCCGCAGCCGCCGCCCUCGCUGCUCUUCCUGGCGGCCCCGGGCCCGGCCGCCGCCGCAGCCGCCGCCGCCGCGGCCUCCUCGUCCUCCUCCUGCUGCUUCAGCCCGGGGCCGGGGCCGGGGCCACCGGGGCUCGAGCUCAAGCGGCUGCCCAGGGGGAAGAGGCGCGCCGCGGCCCGGCAGAAGCGGCGCCGCGGGGCCCGCGCCGGGCAGGAGGCCGAGCGGCGCCGGCUCUUCGCGCCGCAGCAGCCCCCGCCGCCGCCGCUCCCGCCGCUGCCGCCGCCGCAGCAGCCCCCGCAGCCGCCCUCGCAGCCCUCGCAGCCCCCGCAGCCGCCGCCGCCGCCUCCGCCGCCGCCCCCGCCACCCCGGCGGUCGCAGGACGGAGGCAGCGGGGCCGGGGCCGCCAGCCCGUCCGCCGCCGACUACGACGACGUGAGCUCCCAGUCGGAGCCGGGUCUGGGGCCGCCCGGGGGCGCGCCGAGCGCCGGGGGCGGCGGCGGCGGGAGCGGGGGUGGCAGCGGCGGGGGCGGCGGCGGGGGGAGCCCGGCCUCGUCGCCCGGGGCCCCGGCGCGGCGCGGGGAUGGCUCGUCGGAGCGCCGGCCGCGCCGGGAGCACCGGGGCGGUGGCGGUAGCGGCGGCGGCGGCAGCGGGGGCCGCAGCAAGGAACGGCACCGCGAGCACCGGCGCCGGGACGCGCAGCGCGCCGGGACCGGGGAGGCCUCGGCCAAGGCCCGCGGCCGCCACGGCCACGGCGACGACCGCGCGUCCGAGGCCUCUGCCAAGGGCAGCGGCAGUGGGGGCAGCAGCGGGCGCCGCAAGAGCGCUUCGGGCUCGUCGGGCCGCAAGGAGCGGGACUCGAAGGCGCAUCGCAGCCGGACUAAGGCGGUCAAGGAGCCGCCUUCGGCCUACAAGGAGCCGCCGCGGGCCUACCGCGACGACAAGAGCGAGCCCAAGGCCUACCGGCGCCGCCCGCGCUCGCCAAGCCCGCCUGGCUCCCGAGACGACGCCGCCUCGCGCGGCCGCAAGUCCCCGGGCAGCCCGGCCGGCGGGACCGGGCCCGGGUCCAGCCCAUACUCGCGGCGCGGCCCGCGCUCACCUAGUCCCUAUAGCCGCCGCCGCUCGCCCAGUUACAGCCGCCACAGCUCCUAUGAGCGCGGCGGAGACGUGUCACCCAGCCCGUAUGGCAGCAGCAGCUGGCGCCGCUCCAGAAGCCCCUACAGUCCGGCUGUCAGACGAUCUGCCAAGUCUCGAAGCAGAAGCCCUUACUCAUCUAGGCAUUCGAGGUCCCGCAGCAGGCAUAGAUUAUCUAGGUCCCGGAGUCGGCACUCUAGUAUUUCUCCUAGUACCCUGACUCUCAAGAGUAGCCUGGCUGCUGAGCUGAACAAGAACAAGAAAGCCAGGGCUGCAGAAGCAGCCAAAGCUCACGCCAAAGCAUCCAACACCUCGACUCCAACCAAAGUGGGGAGCACAGAUCCUGCAGGUGUGGGCAGCACGCCUCAAGCCAACCAUGUGAAGGAGUUGAAAAAGCUCAAGGCUGAACACACACCGUCUCCCACCAGUGGUGGGACUCUGAAAAAUGACAAGGCAAAAGUGAAGCCUGCUCUGCAGGUGGCAAAGGUGGAAAAUAACUUGAUUGUGGACAAAGCCACCAAGAAAGGCACUGUGGUGGGCAAGGAGAGUCAGCCAGCUACUGCUGCUGCUGUGAAGGAGGAGCCUGGGGUGCUGAAAGAGAAAAGCAAACCUCGCACUCCGAGCUUAGGCAGCACCAAGGAGAAGGAGCAUCAUGGGCCACUGGUGACUUCCACCUUACCCCCUUUGCCUUUUCCUCCCCUACUGCCUGAAGACAAAGAGGCGGACAGUUUACGAGGGAAUAUUUCAGUAAAGGCGGUGAAAAAAGAAGUUGAGAAGAAACUUCGCUGUCUGCUUGCAGACCUGCCUCUGCCCCCUGAGCUCCCAGGAGGGGAGGACUUCUCCACGAGCCCUGAGGAGAAGAAAGCCUCUGCUCCUACGCACAGUAAGAGAAGGCCCAAAAUAUGUGGGCCUCGCUAUGGUGAAAUAAAAGAAAAGGAUAUUGACUGGGGAAAGCGCUGCGUGGAUAAAUUUGAUAUCAUUGGAAUUAUUGGAGAAGGCACCUAUGGGCAAGUUUACAAAGCCAGGGAUAAAGAUACAGGAGAAAUGGUGGCCUUAAAAAAAGUCCGGCUGGAUAACGAAAAGGAAGGCUUCCCCAUCACAGCCAUCAGAGAGAUUAAGAUUCUCCGGCAGCUUACCCACCAGAGUAUUAUCAACAUGAAGGAAAUUGUGACUGACAAAGAAGAUGCUUUAGAUUUUAAGAAGGACAAAGGGCUCCCUGCUUCAAGGAACCAGCACUCAGGUGCAUUUUAUUUGGUGUUUGAAUACAUGGACCAUGACCUGAUGGGACUCCUUGAAUCAGGCCUGGUUCAUUUUAACGAAAAUCACAUAAAGUCAUUCAUGAGACAACUGAUGGAGGGUUUGGAUUAUUGCCAUAAGAAGAACUUUUUACAUAGAGAUAUUAAGUGUUCAAAUAUUCUGCUAAACAAUAGAGGGCAGAUAAAGCUAGCAGAUUUUGGACUUGCUCGAUUAUAUAGCUCAGAAGAAAGCCGCCCGUACACCAACAAGGUGAUCACGCUGUGGUACCGGCCCCCGGAGCUGCUGCUGGGAGAGGAGCGCUACACGCCGGCCAUCGACGUCUGGAGCUGCGGGUGCAUCCUGGGCGAGCUCUUCACCAAGAAACCCAUAUUCCAGGCGAACCAGGAACUCGCGCAGUUGGAGCUGAUCAGCCGAGUGUGCGGGAGCCCCUGCCCGGCCGUGUGGCCAGACGUCAUCAAGCUUCCCUACUUCAACACCAUGAAGCCGAAAAAGCAAUAUCGCCGCAAACUGCGGGAGGAGUUUGUCUUCAUCCCGACGGCCGCCCUCGACCUGUUCGAUUACAUGCUGGCCUUGGACCCGGGCAAGCGCUGCACGGCGGAGCAGGCCCUCCAGUGCGAGUUUCUCCGUGACGUCGAGCCCGCCAAGAUGCCGCCCCCCGACCUCCCUCUGUGGCAGGAUUGUCACGAGCUGUGGAGCAAGAAGCGGCGGCGGCAGAAGCAGAUGGGGAUGACGGAGGACGCGGCGGCGGCCAAGAUCCCUCGCAAGGACCUGUCUCUGGGCCUGGACGACAGCAGGACCAACACGCCGCAGGGCCUGCCGGCCAAUUCACAGCUCAAACCUCAGGGCAGCAGCAGCUCAGCACUCGGUGACAAAGCGACCGACCCGCCCACCCCCCAGCAGGAGUCUUCCAAGCAGCCCGGAGCCGGGAUGCUGCCGGCGUCCGGCCAGCCCGGGCCGCCCAAGGUGGAGACGGAUGCGGCCCAGGCCGCCGUGCAGAGCGCCUUUGCAGUCUUGCUGUCCCAGCUCAUAAAGGCGCAGCAGUCCAAGCAGAAGGACGCCGCGGCGGCCAUGGAAGAGAAGGAGAACGGAGCCGGCCACGAGCUCUCUCUGCAGCUGCGGCAGCCCCCCGAGCCCAGCCCUCCUCUCCUCGGGCAAGACGAACAUGUCAAACACACAGAGAUGAGGAUGCUGGAACUAAGCCCAGAACCAGAGCGCCCACGAAUCCUGCCUCCAGACCAGCGCCCCCCCGAACCCCCUGAGCCACCACCCUCUUCAGAAGAAGAUCUAGAUUAUCGGACAGAAAACCAGCAUGUGCCCACGCCUAGUUCUUCAUUGACUGACCCUCAUGCUGGAGUGAAGGCUGCUUUGUUGCAGCUCCUUGCCCAACAUCAGACCCAGGAUGACCCCAAAAUGGAAACAAGUAUGGAUUACCAAGCAGGAGAUACCUAUGUUCCAAGUUCAGACUACAAGGAUAAUUUUGCAUCUUCUUCUUUCUCUUACGUUAACGACGGUUUAGGAAGUGGAUCUGUUCCAGCCCUAGAAAGACGAAGCUUCAUUGGCAACUCAGAUAUACAGUCUCUGGAGACCUACAGCACGGCUUCAUCUCAUUCUGGGGGCCCCCCUCAGCCGCCUGCCUUUUCAGAAUCCUUCUCCAGCUCAGUAGCUGGGUAUGGAGACAUUUACCUCAACACUGGUUCCAUGUUGUUUAGUGGAGAUAAGGACCAUAGAUUUGAGUAUAGUCAUGGCCCAAUCGCAGUUCUGGCCAAUAGUAGUGACCCUGCUACAGGGCCUGAGAGCACUCACUCUUUGCCAGCCAAGAUGCACAGCUACAACUAUGGGGGCAAUUUGCAGGAAAGCCCAGUGGGCCCUGGCCUUCUGCAUGGACAGACUUGGCCUUCCCCUGCCCAGGGCCCUGGCUAUUCCCAAGGAUACAGGGGACACAUUAGCACAUCUACAAGCAGAGGGCGAGGCAGAGGGUUGCCAUACUGAGUAUCUGUUUUUCCUCAGGCACAUCGUUUUUAUCUGGAAAGACUUUUCCUAGCUGCAGUUUCAGGCAGCAGUCCAACAGACUUGAAUAAUGUUAAUUCAACAACAGCUUUAUUUUUUAUGUGGAAAAGGGUCUUGCAUACAAUAGUUAAAAAAAAAAAAAAACUCACAGAAAAAAACCCACCUUGGCUUAAAUUCAUGCUGUUCUGAAAACUAGAUCUCUUGACUGUACAUCUUCAAAUUCUAGUUACCAAUUUUAUUUUGUAUUCUCGCAGGUAUUAGUGUAUGCUAAACUUGGGGACACGAGCAUUUUAUUGACCCUAUUGCAGAUCUUCUGAACUAUGCACAUUUGUGCUUUUUUUUGUAAGUUUGGACCAACUUUUAUGUAAAAAAAAAACAAAAAAAAAGUUUGCCAAGAAUCAGAAAGGGCACUGAUUUAUCGGGUAUUUUUCUUUUUACAAAGCUACCUUCAGCCCAAGGUCACUGUCAGUCUUUGCACCUGCUUUCAGUGUGAUUGUGAAAGGUGUACUUUGUGCUCAUUUCAGAAAUAAAACACAACCUUUCUCUUGAUGCAAGUUUUAUAAAAAAAAAUGGUCAACGUUAUUUUCUUUUGAAUUUCCAAAUUACUGCAUAGCCUAGCAAAAUAUUAACAUGAAACAAUGGGUUUUAUAUACAAAAUGUUGGGGUGGGGAGGGAAAGUAAGUGCCUUAACAGGUAAGCUUAAAGUCUGAGAAAAUAGCCUUUACAACCCAUUUUUUAAAAAGGAGAUUGGUGCCCUGAAUGGAAGAGCCCAUUCUCAAUUCACCUGAUCUCUCCCCCCCUCCCCCGUUCUUCUCUCCCUUGCCUGUCCACCUGCCUGCCUUUGGGUCAGGGUGUUAGUCAUUACCACCUCCAUUAAAAAAGGGUGAGACAGGGAAGAGAGAGGAGGACAAAGCUCCUAGCAGUAGAUUUUGCUACUUGUCAGAAGUUCUGCUUUAAUGAUUUUUUUGAGGGAUGUGGCUAGAAGCAUCAAGGAGAAUGAGGAUUUUUCUUUUAUCUGGUUAGUUCAGUUACUGAGCUGUCUCCCCUUCCUCUGGAUAACUGAGAGUUGACAGUAAAAGCAAGAGUCAGUAACCAAAAGGGAACAUUCUUGUUUGUUUGUUAGAAUGGCUUAGGGAUGGAAACGACAUGCUGAAAUCAUCCAAUGGCCAUUUGUUCAUUUCCUCCUAGCCUGUAUGUCUGGUUUAAUGAGAGCCAUUGCCAGGAUGAUUGCAAGAGGUGGCAAAAGAGGGAAACAUUCGGAAAAUAGAUCCCCUUUCCUCCCCACUUCUUCUAGAUUGGUUUUACAUAUGACUUGUCUUGAGUUCUUCUGCCAAGUAUUAAUGGAGUUUUUAGUUCAUUUUAACAUCGAUUUUCUUUUGUAAAAUAGAAGAGAAUGAUGGAAUAAUCCUUGUUUAAGCUGAAAGUGGUACCAAUUUUAACUCUGUUUGCUCACAAAUAAUCAUUAAAAAGGGUAGCCAAAGGUAAAUAACUAGGUGUUUCCAUUGUAACUAAAUAGAAGACAUCAUCCCUGGAAAUUAGAAUUGUGCCAUUCAGAUAUUUUACUGAUAAUUCAAUGCUGGAUUCAGAGUUUUAAAUUGGAAAGAUUACCAAAUCCAAACCACUCCAGGUAUAAAAUUAAUUUGCAUUUCUAAAUACGCUCCCUCUAACUGUACAACUUAAGGCCCUCUCCUCUAGAAAAAACAAAAACUUGAACCCCAUUUCAUGGAAAAGGAUUUCAGAGUAACAUGUAGAAAGAAUCUGAUGAAUAUAACUGUUAAAAUAAACUUAAGGCACAUUCAUAACUUUUUAAGUGGGACAAUUUUCCAUUUCACUACUAUGAAAUGAGUUGGUAUCAGUUGGCUUUUAAUUUUUGGUGGAGUUUUUUUGGGGGGAAGGGAAGGACAGGGUAGAAGGAAACCCCCCCAAAUUUUAUUUGAACUUUGAGUUACUAACAACUUUAUAAUUAAUUACUACAUUGCAGGGAGUGAAGAAAAAAAAUCUGUAAAAUUAGCAGAAUAGGUACAGUAUUCAAGUAUCUGAAGUUGAGUCUGGUGAGUCUGGUAGCUUUAGACUUUGCUAUAAAAUGACAGUAUCUAAGUUAUUCUUCAUAGUCACACUAGAGAAUCUUGCUGCCCCAAAGCAGCUAACCUGGAAAUGAAGAUAUUUAUGUGACAUGAAUAGCCUGUGUUUAAAAAAAUUAAAUAUUUUAUAUAAAAUUGAA
Monodelphis domestica (gray short-tailed opossum) is the source of this 6799-nucleotide messenger RNA. RefSeq names its product cyclin dependent kinase 13 (gene CDK13). Gene Ontology annotation, biological process: protein phosphorylation; positive regulation of transcription elongation by RNA polymerase II. Lineage: Eukaryota; Metazoa; Chordata; Mammalia; Didelphimorphia; Didelphidae. Gene Ontology annotation, molecular function: RNA polymerase II CTD heptapeptide repeat kinase activity; cyclin binding; ATP binding. Gene Ontology annotation, cellular component: cyclin/CDK positive transcription elongation factor complex; nucleus. The record is from RefSeq and is a predicted model, not a curated record.